Messenger RNA from Gadus morhua (Atlantic cod), 440 nucleotides. RefSeq names its product serine peptidase inhibitor, Kazal type 4 (gene spink4). The transcript has 4 exons. Gene Ontology annotation, molecular function: protein binding. Bases 91 to 336 code for a protein of 81 amino acids. The record is from RefSeq and is a predicted model, not a curated record. Lineage: Eukaryota; Metazoa; Chordata; Actinopteri; Gadiformes; Gadidae.
UGUGUUUGUGUCACCUGCUGAGAUCCCACAGCAGGUGACGCAGUGAGCUGUGACAGCUCACUGCGUUGUGAGUUCCUAUUAUCCUGAAACAUGUUGACUGGAAGAGCAGGUGUUGUCUUUGGGCUCCUGGCGGUCUUCGUCGUUACCGGUGGUGCGGAGGAGCCAGGAUUACCUCGAAAGCCGGCCUGCCAUGACCUUGAUGAGCUGGCGUGCCCUCUGAACCUUGACCCCAUGUGUGGCAGUGACGGCGUAACCUAUGGCAACGAGUGCGUCCUGUGUGUGGAGAGGCAAAUCACCAAAACAAACAUUAUGAUAUCCAAGGAGGGCAACUGCUGACCUGCCCAGGAAAUGAUGUCGGCAAUAAGGGAACCAGUCUCGGACUUACUCCUUGGUUACCUUGGAAAACCAAGCAUGAUAACAAUAAAAGUGUCUUAAGCAGA